AUGUCUCAGGAUGUAGAGAUAACAAAACAGAAGACUCCCUCUUUGAGCAAAAAAUGGAGAGUUAAAAGACAAGGGUCAAUUUUGUCAGACUCACAGAGUACAUUUGAGGACAGCAGGAUCACAUUACUAUUGUUUGAACAGUAUCGAAUAGUGGAGAUGACGAGGUUUUGUGUGAUAUUCGGGACUCAAAUCAUAGCGAUAAUGGAAGUAUGAGUGUUUAUGAAGGACAACAUAGUACGAGUGUUCGUUUUCGGAUCAAUUUGCAAAAGAAUUGGAGAAGGAGACCUUAACAUUAUUGUACAUCAUAUUUUUGAUGACUGCUGCUGCAAGUACAUGCUUUCCCCUUGCUAUCGUCUAGUUUUGCUGACUCUCAUUUCCUACCAAGUUCUCUUAACCUAUAAG
Messenger RNA from Paramecium octaurelia, 402 nucleotides. The record is from the annotation of a GenBank genome assembly. NCBI's taxonomy places the organism in Eukaryota, Ciliophora, Oligohymenophorea, Peniculida, Parameciidae.